Heterobasidion irregulare TC 32-1 is the source of this 321-nucleotide messenger RNA. RefSeq lists its product as uncharacterized. Bases 1 to 321 code for a protein of 106 amino acids. The record is from RefSeq and is a predicted model, not a curated record. Gene Ontology annotation, molecular function: DNA-directed RNA polymerase activity; nucleic acid binding; zinc ion binding. Lineage: Eukaryota; Fungi; Basidiomycota; Agaricomycetes; Russulales; Bondarzewiaceae. The transcript has 5 exons. Gene Ontology annotation, cellular component: RNA polymerase III complex. Gene Ontology annotation, biological process: regulation of DNA-templated transcription; termination of RNA polymerase III transcription; DNA-templated transcription.
AUGUUAUUCUGUCCAACCUGUGCCAACAUUCUGGUGAUAUCAUCAGAGACGGGGUACAACAAAUGGGCUUGUAACACCUGUGCCUAUGAAUUCCCCAUUGCGAAGCAGAUGACGUCCAGAACAAAAUUGCAACGGAAACAAGUGGAUGAUGUACUGGGUGGAGAAGACACAUGGAAACAUGCUGACUCGACUCCGGCAACAUGCCCCAAAUGCGACAAUGACCGUGCAUAUUUUUAUCAAUUACAGAUUCGGUCCGCCGACGAGCCUAUGACAACAUUUUACCGAUGUACGACGUGCGCUCAUCAAUGGCGCGAAAAUUAG